Cherax quadricarinatus is the source of this 2059-nucleotide messenger RNA. NCBI's taxonomy places the organism in Eukaryota, Metazoa, Arthropoda, Malacostraca, Decapoda, Parastacidae. The record is from RefSeq and is a predicted model, not a curated record.
GGGGGUCCACCGGAUCUAAUCGGAAACUUAGUUUCUAUCUCUAUUUAAAAAGGAACUUCUGUUCGUUUUCUUUCAUCGCUCAGCCUUGGGCAACAAAUCUUCUGGUACCAUCGAGAAGUCGGGUUCGGUACAGUUUAUGCUGUUAGUGGCCCUUAUAAACCCAACAAAGAAAGAAAGAAAAGCCCUGAUCAUUAUUAAUGGAAGAAAUGUAUUUAUUUUUACUCACAACUGGUCUUGGGUGUGCGGGGGUUGUGCUGCCCACACUAGUACAGCAUAUGCUGCGGGCAAUUGGGGGUGAGGGCUCAGCAGAACGCCAGAUGCGUCAGGAAGUUGCAAAUUUGAAACAACAGUUGCAGAACAUUAGCAUGGUUGACCAAUUUGCUAUUUAUGCUAGAGUGCAGCGCAAAAUCAAUGCUCUUAGCCAACAGUAUAAAGAAAAAGGUACGGUACAAGAAUCUAACACGGGGGGUCGGGGUUUUGGCAGGGCUCUAAGGACUGUGGGGGCACUUAUGUGUUUGGGUUUACUGGGGGAUCAAUGAUCCGUACUGUCUCUUUCACCCGACCGUUGGCCACUUUUUACCACGUUAUCUUUCCCAGGGUGCCAAUUUGGACAGAUAAGUGUGAUGGUGUGGUUGGGUGUAGUACGUAUGGUGUGUAGCAAAAUGACCAGCUCCAUGCCUACCAGUGUUCAAAGAAGUGGGCCACAGUUUGUGCCACCAGUCUUUGCUCAGUCAGCCACACCAGUUGCCCCACCAUUAGACUGAUGUCACUUCCCAAUUCAUUUUACCAGGUUUUACCUGGUAAAUCCAUUUACCAGGUAAAACCUGUUAUGGUACUUUGUACAGUAUCAGCUAUUGGGGUAGCUGCUACAGUACAUUAUCUAAAUACUACUGUAAUUUAUGGGAACUUUAGUGUUUUUUGUUAAACUAAAAUGUGAUACAGAAUGAUACAGGGAUUUUACCGUGACAUAAAAAUUGGAAAUUACAGUGCAGUAUUUUAAUUUACUUCAUUACGAGUAGCUCGUUGUUAAUACGAGGAUAAUAUAGUUAACUUUGGCACUAAGUCCAAAAGUUUCACUUGGCAUAUAUGAGGAAAGCUGUUUUUCACUUAUAUCAUGAUCAUGCAUAUAGGCACACUUGCAACACCUGGGUAUAUAUUAGACAGUGGAAGAGGUAAUCAGUCACUUAGCCUUGAUCAGUCUGAAACAGAAGCAGGAGAAUUGGCACUUAUAUACCAUAGCUAGAAGAAAGGUGCAGCAGUUAAAAGCAUUGUAAUGGGUAGUUGGGACCCACUGGUGGAAGUGAGUUAGGCUAAAGAUAAGCAGUAGGGUUGUGGGAGUUUUUUUUUUUUUUUUGUAUUUUCUAUAAAUGUACCUACCAUAUAAUCUCGCAAAUGCAUGCAUGAUGUAUAGGAAUAGCCAUGGCCAACUGAUGAAUUGGAGUGGGUAGAGUCAUCCACAAUGGGAAUUUACAUACUUCACUGCUUUGAAUCAGAAGUUAUUAGUUUGGACAAUACAUGUAAAUAAGAUUAUUGUUAAUAUCUUCAGCUUUUACAUGUUGUCAUCAACGGUAAUUUCUCAUGUGAGAAUGACGGUUAAAAUAUUUCGAGUUAAUAUACAUAAGAUUUGUCCAAUAAUUGAUUGUAUACUUAGAGACCAAGUAAGCAUUCAUCAGUUUUUUUUCUUAGUACUUCACAGGUUUACACAACCCGCAUUCUAGUCUGUAAAACUGCAAAGAUAAACAAAUUUGUACACAGCAGCAGUAUAAGUGCCAGAACUAAAUAAAUACAGGAGGGCCCCACUUAUACAGCAAGUUCAGUUUCAGGCUACCACUGUAAAGUGAAACAUAUCCUUUUAAAUGCUUAUGCUGAUAAUAUGUUUACACUAUCAUAUAUUAAGUGAGCAGAAGAGCUAGGCCUAAAAAAAUGCAUAUACAGUACACACAUUAUUAACUUGAAUAUAUUUUAGUCCUUAGCGUAUAGCAAUUGGUGAAUAUAUUUAUUGUAGGAAGUCGGAAUAGAUGAAGACUGGGUAUAAUUGACAAACACCGUAUUAGCAAAA